Molecule: messenger RNA, 708 nt
Organism: Geosmithia morbida
Lineage: Eukaryota; Fungi; Ascomycota; Sordariomycetes; Hypocreales; Bionectriaceae
Product: bis(5'-adenosyl)-triphosphatase
Exons: 2
Coding region: 1-708 (235 amino acids)
Molecular function (GO): catalytic activity
Source: RefSeq, a predicted model, not a curated record
AUGUCUACCGGUAUUACGACCAGAAUCGGGGGUGGACCCGUACACUUUGGCAACUUUGAUGUGACCAAGCAGGACGAGGGUGUCGUCGUAACUAGGCAUCGUUCCAUGCUGGGCCCAACUGACUCGAUCGUCUCGCACCACCAUCUACCGUGCCAGGUCUUUCUCAAGACGGAGCACUCAUUCGCCCUGGUGAAUCUCAAGCCCCUGAUAGCCGGGCACGUCCUCGUGUGUCCGGUGCGGCGACGGCUGAGGCUGACGGACCUGACACCCGCCGAGACGGCCGAUCUCUUCUCGACGGUGCAGGUAGCCCAGAGACUGCUGGCACGCGAGUACCUUGCAAAGGGUGCGGCCCAAGGGACAAGGAGCGGAGCAAGUGGUGAUGGUGUGGACGAGGCAGAGGCCCUUAUGGCUGGGAGCUUCACGGUGGCGGUGCAGGACGGUCCCGAAGCCGGACAGACUGUGCCUCACGUGCACGUUCACGUCAUCCCGAGGACGAGGGGGGAUCUACCGCGACCGGACGACAUCUACGUCUCCCUGGCGGGGGAGAAGGGCAAUGUGGGCGGCGCGCUGUGGGACAGGGAACGUCCCGCGCCGGGAGGGGGUAUGCCUAGGGUCGAGGAUGAGGAUAGGAAGGCCAGGACGGCCGAGGAUAUGGAAAGUGAGGCGGAGAGGUACAAGGUUGUGCUGGGGGAGAUGGGUAUUGACUAG